AUGACAGGAAGAAGAUCACCGGCUAUACAUUAUCAUCGCUCAUAUGAUAAACAAAUAGAUGUUGACUGGACUACUAUGGUAGAUCGUAUCACAAAAGACACAGAUCAACAGGCAUCCAUUUUCAUGCAACAAAAACUCAAAUCUGGCUCGUCAGACCAGAAGCCCUUCAUCUUUCAAGCUAUACUUGAGCAAUCCUUUGCCCUUAUGAUCAAUCGGUUCGGUAACUUCCUUGUACAAAGACAGUUUGAGCUGGGCACACCUGAGCAAAUUGCCUUAUUAGCGGAUACAAUGCGCGGCCAUAUUCUCCAGCUAACGUGUGAGCCUUUUGGCUGCCAUGUGGUACAGAAAGCUUUAGACUAUGUUGAGGAGUCUACGAAGGCUGAGCUGGUAUCUGAACUUCUUACUUCCAUCUCGGAGACUAUCACGCAUAAGUAUGCUUGUCAUGUAUGGCAGAAGAUUUUUGAAAUCAAUUGGUCGCCAUCAGCCUCUCCCCCACCUAUUAUGGAAUGCUUACAUGAAGCGCUGCAAGGACAAUGGGCUCGAAUUGCCCUUGAUGAAACAGGAAGUUUAGUGAUUCAAAAUAUUUUUGAAAACAAGUCAGAAAAGGACAAGAGACCUAUUUUAAAUGAAGUCCUAGAUAAUAUUGCAAGUAUUGCCAAGGGACAAUGGGGUAACUGGGUCAUUCAGCACAUAUUAGAGCAAGCCGAAAGAGAUGAAGAUCGGGAACGUGCCUUUGAAAUUGUUAUUAAAGAAGCUGUCCAGCUGUCUACUGAUCAAUUUGCAUCCAAAGUAGUUGAAAAGGCUCUCCGAAUUGGUGGCAAUCAAUUUCUGGCACGAUUUAUCAAACGCAUUACCACUAAUACAUCAAUAAAGCAUGAUACGGUGUCUCACACUACACCAUCGCAACAUCGUAUAGGUAUUAUGGAUAUUGCCUCAGACCAAUAUGGAAACUACGUUGCUCAAUGGCUCAUCAAUAAUGCAAGCGAAGAGCAAAAGUUACAUAUCUCCCGAUUGAUCAAAAGGCAUAUGGUAUCACUUCGUGGUACCAAAUAUGGACAACGCGUUGCUUUCUUGGUUGAAAAGGUUCUACGUAAUCAAGAAAUUACUACAUACCCAAAGAGUAACUAA
Messenger RNA from Mycotypha africana, 1128 nucleotides. RefSeq names its product armadillo-type protein. The coding region runs from base 1 to 1128 and encodes 375 amino acids. NCBI's taxonomy places the organism in Eukaryota, Fungi, Mucoromycota, Mucoromycetes, Mucorales, Mycotyphaceae. Gene Ontology annotation, biological process: post-transcriptional regulation of gene expression. The transcript is spliced from 3 exons. Gene Ontology annotation, cellular component: cytoplasm. Gene Ontology annotation, molecular function: mRNA 3'-UTR binding. The record is from RefSeq and is a predicted model, not a curated record.